UCAGAUUCUCUGUGCACUCACACAGCAUCAUGUCUACUAUGAUGAGUGGCUUACUGAACAUGGCGAGUGUGGCGGAUUUCGAGGCGCUCGCGGCGGCGAUUCCCGCCACUAAAGUUGAGAUCACCGUGUCGUGCAGAAACCUCUUGGAUAGAGACACUUUUUCAAAAUCUGACCCAAUUUGUGUGCUGUUUACCCAAACGGUGGCAAGCAGGGAGUGGAGAGAGUUUGGCAGAACAGAAGUGAUUGACAACACCCUGAAUCCAGACUUUGUGCACAAAUUCAUCUUAGACUACUUUUUUGAAGAAAGACAAAACUUACGCUUUGACCUGUAUGAUCUUGACUCAAAGAGUGAAAACCUCUCUAAACAUGACUUCUUGGGUCAGAUGUACUGUACUCUGGGAGAGAUGGUGGGAUCUCUGGGCAGUCGAAUGGAAAGACCACUCACAGGUAUUCCUGGCAAGAACUGCGGGGCCAUUAUUGUGAAAGCAGAGGAACUUGGAAAUUGCAGGGAGUCAGUUUUAAUGCAGUUUUGUGGCAACAAACUGGACAAGAAAGAUUUCUUCGGGAAGUCAGACCCUUUCCUGGCCUUUUACCGUACCAAUGAAGAUGGGACAUUUACCAUCUGCCAUAAAACAGAGGUGGUCAAGAACACGCUGGACCCUGUGUGGCAGGCCUUCAAGAUCCCCGUCAGAGCGCUGUGUAGUGGGGAUUAUGACAGAGCAAUAAAAAUCGAGGUGUAUGACUGGGACAGAGAUGGCGGUCAUGACUACAUCGGGGAGUUCUCCACCAGCUACAGGGAACUGUCUAAGGGCCACUCUCACUUCACUGUGUGGGAGGUGCUGAACCCCAAGAAGAAGAAAAAGAAGAAAAAAUAUCUCAACUCAGGAACCGUCACCCUGCUGUCCUGCUUCAUUGAUGUUGAGGUCACGUUCCUGGACUACAUCAAAGGAGGCACUCAAAUCAAUUUUACGGUGGCAAUUGAUUUUACGGCAUCAAACGGUAACCCAUCUCAGCCAACCUCUCUGCAUUACAUGAGCCCGUAUCAUCUGAAUGCAUACGCGCUGGCCCUGAGAGCUGUGGGGGAGAUUAUUCAGGACUAUGACAGUGAUAAGAUGUUCCCUGCACUGGGGUUUGGUGCAAAACUGCCUCCAGACGGUCGAGUGUCUCACGAAUUCCCCCUGAACGGGAAUCGCGAUAAUCCAUACUGCAGCGGUAUUGAUGGAGUUCUUGAUGCGUAUUAUCAGAGUCUGAAGUCUGUUCGCCUGUACGGACCGACAUACUUCUCACCUGUCAUUAAUCACGUGGCACGAUAUGCCUCAUUGGUGAAAGACGGAUCAGAAUACUUCAUUCUUCUCAUCAUCUCUGACGGGGUCAUCUCUGACAUGGCUCAGACUAAAGAGUCUAUUGUGAACGCCUCUAGUCUUCCCAUGUCAAUUAUAAUCGUUGGAGUCGGGCCGGCAGAGUUUGAUGAGAUGAUUGAACUGGACGGAGAUGAAGUCAGGAUAUCAUCCAGGGGACGCUUUGCAGAGAGAGACAUUGUACAGUUUGUACCUUUCCGAGACUAUAUCGAUCGCAGGGGUAAUCACAUUCUAAGCAUGGCCCGCCUGGCGAAGGACGUCCUGGCAGAAAUCCCAGAUCAGUUCCUGCAGUACGUGAGGAGCAGAGGCAUCAAACCGCAGGCAGCGCCCAACUGCAUCUCCUCAAAACCUCCAUCGACACUCGUUCCCUCUGUCCACUCGCUCCAGACGCAGAUCUGAGCGACCGCACAAACAAUGCGUCCUCCAUUCGGGUAACUGUCGCUCUCAGGAUCACACAUGGUUUUCCGAGAGAAUCCCACAGGUUGUCUCUCCGGUAUCCUUUGAGAAGUCUUCACCAGGUACCAUCUUUCUUCAGCCGUGCUGAGCUUUCAGAAGGUGUUUCGGACUGUGUUAAUCUAUCGAGUGGCCUCUUCAGUCAAACACGACUUCACAGUGUCUCACAUACAUGAUGUUGUUUUGUCGGGCAACCUUCAAGCAAAUGUUUACAAUCGUACCAUUUUUUACAUGGAUGGAUGUUUUUGUAUCUCAUGAGAACUUAAGCUACCUAAGCGCUGAGCUGCUUAACACUGGAAUUAUCGCUCAUUUUCUUACAUGAUGUAAAUAGUGUGAGAUUCUACGAAACGCAUGAAUACAUUGUGGGUGCGAAAGUGGGAGAGGAAUGCGUUGGCCUUGGUUUACAUUUUGUUGUAAAGUGUUCACUUCAUGUUACUUUUCAAGUAUUCUUGGUUGCUCGACCGCCUCAAAUUGUAAAGAAUUUGUGCUCAGCUUUCACAUUACAAGCACAACACAGAGACUCGACAGAAAAAGCCUUACUCUCCAUUACAACGAAUAAUUUACACAAAAUAAACAUUUGGCCGUCAUUUUCUCACCUCAACGUCUGUGACAACCCAUGUGAUUUAAGUAUUUAGGAUUUCUCAUAUUAGGAUUUUGUUAGGGAACUUAUUUUGUUUUUCUACAGAUAAAAUGGGUUUGAAAUGAUGUAAGGGGGAGUAAAUAUGACCAAAUUGUUAUUUUUGUGUCAGUUAUUCCUUUAAACACAGAACUGUAGCUGCUCUCAAUAUCCGUAUCUGAGCACAGAAAUACAAGCACAGACACAGCACAUGAUGUAAACAUGCUGGGGACCACAUGAUUUAUUUGUGUUUGUCAUUGUUUAUCUUGAAUGCACUUCGGAGCCACAUAUGUGUUUUAAAGAAGACUUGUUAAUUGGGUCAUUCUACAAACGUGACGACAAAAGUUGUUACUCACAAAUAGGUGACAAGACAUCAAACUGCAUGUUAACAAUUUCGAUAGAAUAUCAUAUAUUUCACAAUAUAGAUGGUUAAUAUGCUAAAUAAUCUAUUUGAACAAAGGAAUGUUUGUUAAUAUUUUUGUAAUCAAUGUGUAAGAGUAUGAAUGAUCUAUAAUAUUUUCAAUAAUCUCGAUUUUAUAAUUCGCUCGCAUGAAAAUAUGCAUGUCACUCAUAAUGCCUUUUAUUGUUUCAAAAAGUUGAAAUAGGUCAAAAUGAUUUCCGACAAUAUUUUAUGAUGAUGGUACAACUGCAGUACAAAACAUGAAAAUACAAAAAUUACUCAUUAUUUAAUUUAACACUAAUUGAUAUAAUAAAAUACUUAUAUAAUUCUUACAAUUUAAGAAAAGUAUUGGAUUUUUUAGAUUAUUUUAACCAUUAUUUGUAGAAUGACCUAAUUAAAUGGCAUCAAAGGAUAUCUUGUGUGAGACCAAACUAAAAUAUAUAUAAUAACUAAAUUUAUUUUUUAGUAUACAACUCAUUGGGUCUCAUUCAUGAAACAUUCGUAAAAAAUUUUGUGAUAUGCGACUUCACGAAGACUGUCCACCGGAUUCACAAAUACUUGGCAAACGAUGUAAAACAUCGUGUAUGUAAAUGAAUACCAAUCAUUUGUAAAUAAGGCAUGCAUGCAUGCUCAUUCAUAAUAAGCAUAAUCCCCAACUAUGAAUUACAGCUAAACAAAUUACGUAUCUAGUAAUGCUGUGCAACUUUUAGCCAGCUGAAAUAAUGCCUGGUGCUCUUCUGAAAAUAACCACCUGGCGGCCCUUGAGAGCGCUUUGGAUGCACUGCACGCUUUUCAGCGACAUUUGUUGCGAUGAUUGUUAGGAAUAUCCACAGCAGUAACAUGUUAGGAGUAUCUUAUUUUGAAGAUUAUUAAUUAAUAUUAAAUGCAAUAAGGAGCAAUGUUAACUUCUCCAUUGUUGUGUUGUACACGUGGGAUGGUUGGUCAAUGUACUGGUCGUUCCGCAUCUCCUACAAUGUGAUUGGACAGCUUUGUUAAAAGGGACAUAUGGAGGCUCAGAGAUUACAUAUUUUUGUAUGCAAAACCCGGACAUUUUUGAAUGGGUUUUUGGUAAAUCGCCUGAAAAUAGGUCUGUGGGUAAAGGUGCAGUUUGUAACAAUUUUGCACUCUAAAAUAUCCCAAAACCUCUAGGCUAGUGUUAUAUAUUUUGUUCAGCUGAGUAGUUACAAUAUUUCUAUGUUUCCAACUACUUGUAAAUUGUGAGAAAAUAGCCAUUCUAUACAGUGACACAGAGCUGUGCAUUCAUAUCCACGUUGCCAUUUCUUACCGCCUUUACUGACGUAGAAACCGCAUGACAACAGUGUCGUUGACAAAUGCGGAAGAAGUGUAUAGCGUUUAGCUAGCCACAAGCUUGUAUCGAGCAUUCACUUAUUUAUGGAACACAAGUAUACACAACAUUUAAAAACUUUAUAAGUUUAUCUCAUCAUCUAACAUGAUUCCUUGUUCCCGUCUGAUUGAUGACCAUCAGUUGAAGACAACAGAUCCCAUAAUUCCACGCUCCUUCACAGCGUCAUCAAGCUACGCCAUUGUUGUCGUUUUGAUCGCGUGCCCUCUAGCGGUGGUUUUUACAAACUAUUGCUUUAUUAAAACUUCUAAAUAUUUUCACGUUUCACGACAAACCUUUGGUUAUCACAGAGCUUGUUUUUUGCAAUGUUCCAAAAGUCUAUGGGGAAAAUGCAUAGGCUUUCAGUCGAGGGAACCAGCGCAGUGCUUACUUCCGGGCUAGCCUACAAAAAUACUCAUCCAGUCAUCUCUAAAGUGCUGGAUUAAUGAGGUCUGCUAAAAAAUGGGAAAAAAGACAGGCCAAAGGAACUCGUGGAAUAUCAUUGCAAUGCAUUUUUAUAAAUCAGAAAAUUUACGUAUGAUUUACACAAAAAUUCGUCCUGCUCGUGUUUCAUGAAUGAGGCCCUUUUUCUGUUGAUAGUUCAGAUGUCCAGAACCAAACAUAUACUGUCUGUCAUUUAAACGUAAAUAUAACGUACAGACCACACUCAAGAUGAUUCACGAGUGUUAUGAGCACACAUCAGAAGAGUUCAGAUAUUUAAUCAAGAAAAUAUUGGAUUGAACCCUCAGUCUAGCAGCCCUCAGUGUGCAGACUUCAUUUAUUUAACAUGACAGCGUGUCAACCUCCAACUUCCACCCACACUCGCUCACAUCCAUACCAAAUUAUCUUUAUAAAUCAUGCAGAAAACAUGCAUCAAAUUUUAACCUCUUAUGGGAUAGAUAUGUUUGAGUCUUUCCAUAUAUGAUGAGUGAAUACUGCAGUCUUCCUCAUUUAUGCCCAAAUCAAACACAAACUAUUACACAGGUAGAAUAGUACUUUUGUAGAAUAUUUGAAGAAAAUUCAUAUCUUGACCUUGUGCUAGUGACAUUUAAAUUUCAUCUGAUACGUAUUUCAAUGAAACACAUGCAGCUAAUAUAGAUAACAUAUAAUUAUAAUAAUACUGUAAAUUGUUAUAUUAUAUUAUAUAUUUAUGUUUCAUGUUGACCUAAAAGGGAAAGUUCCCCCACCCCAAAAAGUCUAUCAUCAGUUAAGCAUCCUUAUGUCAUUCCAAACCUGUAUGACUUUCUUUUUAGUGAUGGCCAGGCUUUUAACAACAUAAGGGUCAAUAAAUGAUGACAGAUUUAUUGUUUGGGGUGAACGAAGUCUAAUAAAGUUUUAGUUUUUUAGAUAGAAGAUUUACUCAUUAUUUGACUGCAUGGCUAUUAAAUUGUUUACAAGUAACAGAUAUUGUGCAUUUUAGCUCAGGUGUGACACCUCAUAUGUGAAUUAACUGGUGACAGGUAACAAUGUUGCUUAGUAGUCAUUCUUAGGGCCAGUUUCCUUGCACUAUAUAACUCAUGACGCGCCUCAGAAGUUUGUUAAACUGUGAUUAAACGGACUAUGACAUGAUAUUUGGUUUUAUUUUGUCUGCUGGGGUAAAAUUAUAAUAUUACAAUGGUUUUUUUGCCUAAAACAUUUUCACCUUUUUGGUUUGUUUUAAUCCUGUCUAUAUAAAGUCUGAUUGGUGUUUCCCCUUAGAGAGUACGUUUACACAACAACAAUGGAGUAGAAAAUGGAAAAGUUUCUCCUUUGCGUUUUAUAAAAGCUUCACGUACAUACGACACUGCUGUCAAGACGAUCUGUGUUUACUUGGAUCCGCAGGAACGAGUAAAACAUUGUAUUGCACAUGCCAGCCCAGUGGGUGUCGCUUUGUGAAGAAACACUACGUGCCUGCGCACAUGCGAAACUGCAAAAGUUUGUAAUCGCCCACUUCUAUGAUUGACAGCUGUUGUUGAGAGACAUGCUGGUGGAUAACUGCAUCUUGUACAUGCAGGUUUUCAAACUUUCUUUUUAAGCACAUUAUGUGUUAAUUCAUGUCACAGACACUUCAACAAUUGCACUGGUACAAAGUUUUUACGAUGAAUGAAAAACACAGUAAAUGAAUCACUAUCAAUUGCAUCGUUCUCUAUUGUGUGCACAAUAAAAGCCCAUCUUAAAACGUUGAAUUUACUGAAAAAACCAAAAUUAGCACAGAUUAUUAUGUAUAAUAUCAUAAGGUAAAAAGAUGUGUUAUCUUGCUGUAGGCAGGUUAUAUAAAACGAAUCUACCUUGUAUCCAGCCAUUUUGCUUUUUUCAAGGGAACUAUUACAUAAAUGCUUGUGUUAUUGAAGAGGAGGAUGUUUUAAGAUAUAAAACUUACAGGAUGUGUUAAUAAUAUAAUUGAUAUGUGUCAAAAGAUCAAAGAAAAUGUUAUCCCUCAUGUCAUGACCCCUUUAAAAUGUUUUAUACUGUGAUCUCACAGGUAUGGCAGAAUGGAAAGUUUACAUCUCAAAAUGUUGGCCAACUUUGUGUAAAAACUGCUGAAGUAAACUAGCAGUUUUGAAAUAUUCAUAUAACAUGAACAGAGAUAUUGUUUACCUUUGUUAAUGAUGAAUUCACAGUUGAACUCUGCAUCAUGUUUGCCUGCAGCAUGUGCAGUAUUUUGAAAAGCAUUUGUUGUUUGUUUGCUUAUAAAGUAUACACUUUGCCUUAUAUUAUUUACUUCAAAUUUACUAUAUUGAAUUGUAGCAUCAUACAUCUUUUUAAAGUACUUUUUGUCUGCAUUGUGUUUAGAUUAAAGUGAUUAUAAUGUUUGUGCAGUGAAUGGCCUGUUAUCAUGCAUGCAGGUGCUGUUAUAUCAGUGUAGUUUGGCAUUGAAUGCACUCAAGUAACCUGUAGCACUUUUUUAAUUGAAGGGAAUUAAACAUUUACAAGUUUAUUAUGUUGCUUGAGAUCAAUCACUGACUUUGAAGCACAUCAAAAUGACCCGACAAAGUUUAAAGUAUGAUGUAAUUUCAUAUUUCUUUAUCAUGACAGAAACUAGUAUUUAUGCUAUACUAUAAUAUGAUUACCAACAUGAUUUGUAUUGACCUACCAGGUUAAAUCAACAACGAUUUGCAUUCUUUGAAGCGUGCUGUAAUGGCUGUUAUGACAAUUUAUGAAAUGAUGCC
This is a messenger RNA of Triplophysa dalaica, 7318 nucleotides long. RefSeq names its product copine VIII (gene cpne8). Gene Ontology annotation, biological process: cellular response to calcium ion. The record is from RefSeq and is a predicted model, not a curated record. NCBI's taxonomy places the organism in Eukaryota, Metazoa, Chordata, Actinopteri, Cypriniformes, Nemacheilidae. Gene Ontology annotation, cellular component: plasma membrane. The transcript is spliced from 20 exons. Bases 30 to 1757 code for a protein of 575 amino acids. Gene Ontology annotation, molecular function: calcium-dependent phospholipid binding.